Molecule: messenger RNA, 871 nt
Organism: Ipomoea nil (Japanese morning glory)
Lineage: Eukaryota; Viridiplantae; Streptophyta; Magnoliopsida; Solanales; Convolvulaceae
Product: endo-1,3;1,4-beta-D-glucanase-like
Exons: 7
Coding region: 62-778 (238 amino acids)
Molecular function (GO): hydrolase activity
Source: RefSeq, a predicted model, not a curated record
AUCACCAUUCUAUCUGGGAAGAAGAUCGAUCGAUUGAUCAGAAUCAUCAUUAUCCAUCAAGAUGUCUGGGCCUCAAUGCUGUGAGAAUCCACCCACUUUGGAUCCAAGCGCCGGAGUUGGGUCGGUGGUGGAGCUGGGCGGCCUCAACUCAUAUGUUACCGGUUCUUCCGAUUCCAACCUCGCUAUCCUCCUCGCCUCCGACGUUUUUGGUUUUGAAGCUCCAAAUCUCAGGAAGAUAGCUGACAAAGUUGCAGCUAAUGGAUAUUAUGUUGUGGUUCCUGAUUUCUUCUAUGGAGAUCCCUAUGUUUCUGGCAGUUCUACCGAUGACUGGCUUCAAGAGCAUGGAACAGAAAAAGGAUUUGAAGACGCGAAAUCUGUAAUUGCUGCUCUAAAGAGCAAAGGAAUCUCUUCCAUAGGAGCUGCAGGAUACUGCUGGGGUGCUAAGCCUGUUGUGCAGCUGGCUCAGUCUAAGGAUUAUAUUGAAGCUGCAGUUUUAUUGCACCCAUCAUUUCUUACAGGGGAUGAUUUCAAGGAGGUGAAGGUUCCUAUUGCUAUUUUGGGGGCUGAACUUGACCAAUUAACUCCACCAGAGAUUAUUAAAGAAUUUGAAGAGAUCCUUUCAUCACAAUCUGAGGUGGAUUACUUUGUGAAAAUCUUCCCUGGUGUUGGCCAUGGAUGGACCAUAAGGUACAAUGAUGAAGAUGAGAAGGCUGUGCAGAGUGCUGAAGAAGCCUAUCAAGACAUGUUGAAUUGGUUUAUCAAGAACAUCAAGAACUAAUAAUGUUUUUAGUACAAUUAAGUGUUUGAAUGUACUUUGCCGGCUAAACUAAUGUAAUUUUUAGUACAAUCAGGUGUUUGAAUUUGUCAAGUA